AUGACCGACGCAGGACCAUCUACGAAUCACGCAAGCAGCGCGCCGCAUGAUAUGACCUCUCGCGACUAUUAUGCAGAUUCCUACGCGCAUUUUGGCAUCCACGAGGAGAUGCUUAAAGACUCUGUCAGAACUGGAUCGUAUAGAACUGCGAUCAUCAACAAUCCCCACCUUUUCAAGGGAAAAACAGUGCUGGACGUUGGAUGCGGAACCGGCAUAUUGAGCAUGUUUGCUGCAAAGGCUGGCGCAAAGCACGUUGUCGGUGUUGACAUGUCCAACAUCAUCGAUCAAGCGCAGAACAUCAUUGCGGCCAAUGGAUUCGCUAGCACAAUAACCCUCGUCAAGGGCAAGCUCGAAGACAUCGAACUCCCCAUUCAAGAAUUCGACAUCAUCAUCUCAGAGUGGAUGGGCUACUUCCUCCUCUACGAGUCCAUGCUCGACACCGUCCUCCUCGCGCGCGACAAAUACCUCAAAAAAGACGGACUUAUCUUCCCCGAUAACGCCAGCCUCUACAUCGCCGCGAUCGAGGACCAGGAUUACAAGGAAGAGAAGAUCAAUUUCUGGGACAACGUCUACGGGUUCGAUUAUUCGUGCAUCAAGGAUAUUGCGCUGAGGGAACCUCUGGUGGACACGGUCGAGCUGAAGGCAGUCGUGACAAACCCUUGCAUGGUUAAGCAUAUAGACCUUCGCACCGCCAAAAAAGAGGACCUGACAUUCGAUGUGCCAUUUUCUUUGACCGCUACACGUAAUGAUUAUGCACAUGCCUUCUUAGCAUGGUUCGACAUCCUCUUCGACUGCACCCACAAAAAAGUCAGCUUCUCCACUGGCCCCCACGCUCAAUACACACAUUGGAAACAAACCGUAUUCUACACGCCGACCACCCUCACCCUGAACGAAGGCGAUACCAUAAAAGGCACGCUCAAAUGCGCGCCGAACGCGCGCAACAACCGCGAUCUCGACAUCACCAUCGACUACUCGACGCCCACGACCUCCGAGACGAUCGCCUAUAAAAUGUCUUGA
Molecule: messenger RNA, 1017 nt
Organism: Pleurotus ostreatus (oyster mushroom)
Lineage: Eukaryota; Fungi; Basidiomycota; Agaricomycetes; Agaricales; Pleurotaceae
Gene: RMT1
Product: type I protein arginine N-methyltransferase Rmt1
Exons: 10
Coding region: 1-1017 (338 amino acids)
Biological process (GO): peptidyl-arginine methylation
Cellular component (GO): nucleus
Molecular function (GO): protein-arginine N-methyltransferase activity
Source: RefSeq, a predicted model, not a curated record